Messenger RNA from Rhodamnia argentea, 1411 nucleotides. Its product is annotated as loganic acid O-methyltransferase-like. The transcript is spliced from 3 exons. Bases 232 to 1314 code for a protein of 360 amino acids. The record is from RefSeq and is a predicted model, not a curated record. NCBI's taxonomy places the organism in Eukaryota, Viridiplantae, Streptophyta, Magnoliopsida, Myrtales, Myrtaceae. Gene Ontology annotation, molecular function: S-adenosylmethionine-dependent methyltransferase activity. Gene Ontology annotation, biological process: methylation.
GCAAAUUCUGGAUCGACUAGCAGCAAAUAAGGACUCGUAAGUUUGGAAUUGCUGCAAGUCAAAGUCAGUGAACUGUUGCCUCUAUGUUAACAGAUUAGCAGUUGUACCGUUGACCCUCCACUAAUUUCAUCACCUUAUAAACUCUGUAGAUCAGCCAUUCUUUUGUCACAUGAGUUCGCACUCACAGAGACACGGCGAGAGAGGAAGAGAAAGAGAGAGAAGACCUCAACAAUGGAUGGACCCUCAAAUGGACAUCCAAUGGUUGGUGGAGAAGGGCCUCACAGCUACUCCAGAAACUCCUCUGGCCAGAGAAUAGUCAUAGACAUGGCCCUCAAACUCAUCCAGGAGGCAGUAGACGAGCAUCUCGAGAUCAAAGCAUUCUCUUCCUCUGGAGCUUUUCUCAUCACCGAUCUCGGUUGCUCGGCCGGGCCUAACACAUUCUAUGCUGUGAGCAGCAUUCUUCAAGCAGUGGAGCAGAAGUGCCAAUCCCUAGGACUCGAGUCUCAAAUCCUGGAAUUCCAAAUAUUCUUCAGUGAUCAUGUGGGGAACGAUUUCAACACCCUCUUCAGAUCACUCCCACCUGACCGGAGAUAUUAUGCAGCCGGCGUGCCGGGUUCCUUCUAUGGCCGCUUAUUUCCCAAAAGCUGUCUCCACUUUGUUCACUCUUCCUUCGCUCUUCAUUGGCUUUCAGGAGUUCCAAAAGAAGUUCAGGACAAGAGCUCUCCAGCCUGGAACAAAGGCAGGAUAUUUUACCCCAAUGCGCACAAAGAAGUCAUCGAAGCAUAUGCAGCUAAAUUCGCUGAGGACAUGGGGGUUUUUCUCUGUGCUAGAGCGCAAGAAGUUGUUCUCGGUGGACUAAUGGUGCUCACCUUUAUCACCCGUCCAGACGGAAUUGCUCAUUCUCAAGCUUUUGUCACCAGGUGUUUAGAUUUGUUGGAAUCUUGCCUUGUGGACAUGGUCAAGAAGGGAACUAUAAGUGAAGAGAAAAUGGAUGAGUUUAACCUGCCGAUGUAUUAUGCAUCCCCCCGAGAAAUGAAAGAAUCAGUAGAAAGGAAUGGCCGUUUCAGCAUCAAGAAAAUGGUGGAGCUAGUUGAAUCAGCAGAAGCCUAUCCUCCUCCAACAGGGAAAAUGAUGGCUUCUACCUGGAGAGCGCCCCUGGAGGGAAUCUUGAAGGAGCAAAUGCAAUUCGGGGAAGAGAUGUUAGAUGAGCUCUUCAACUCGUUCACCCGGAAAUACGAAGAGUCGUCUAUCGUUGAGUUCGUGAGAGAAAGCAGCAUAACGUUUGUUCUUCUUGAAUGGAGCACUGCCGACUGAGGGAAAGUUGGUCUAGUAAGACCCAUAAAUUCGAGCUUCAUCCUUCCGCACAAGCUGCUUCAAUAUCUCUCAACUUGUUCCAACAGAGAUAUUCAAU